GGGCCCACAGCGGCUGCUGGAGCGCUCCCGGUCCCGGUCCCGGUUCCGUCUGCCGGUGCGCGUGCAUGCGGGCGGAGGAGCGAUGCGCUGAAACAGGCCUGACGUCACCGCGGCUUUCAUCCUCAGCGCGUUCUGAAGGUUCUCAGUGACGUGCCUGUAGCGCGGUGCUGGAGCAGCCAUCAUGCCGUGCUCCUGUGCAGAGUGGAGGCGGUGGAUCCGCCCGCUGGUCCUGGUUCUUUACGCCCUGCUGCUGGUGGCCGUGCUGCCGCUGUGCGUCUGGGAGCUGCAGAAAGACAAGGUGGGGACUCACAGCAAAGCCUGGUUCAUCGCCGGCAUCUUCGUCUUCCUGACGAUCCCCAUCUCUCUGUGGGGCAUCCUGCAGCACAUGGUGCACUACACCCAGCCCGAGCUGCAGAAACCCAUCAUCAGGAUCCUGUGGAUGGUGCCGAUCUACAGUUUGGACAGCUGGCUCGCCCUGCGCUACCCCAGCCUGGCCAUCUACGUGGACACGUGCCGCGAGUGCUACGAGGCCUUCGUCAUCUACAACUUCCUGGUGUUCCUGCUCAACUUCCUGAGCAACCAGUACCCCAGCCUGGUGCUCAUGCUGGAGGUGCAGCAGCAGCAGCCUCACCUGCCGCCGCUGUGCUGCUGCCCGCCGUGGCCCAUGGGCGAGGUGCUGCUCUUCAGGUGUAAACUGGGAGUCCUCCAGUACACCGUGGUGAGACCGGUUACCACGGUGAUAGCACUCAUCUGUCAGCUGUGUGGAGUUUACGAUGAGGCCAACUUCAGCUUCCGGAAUGCCUGGUCCUACCUGGUUAUCAUCAACAACAUAUCACAGCUGUUCGCCAUGUACUGCCUGCUGCUGCUGUACCGAGCCCUCCGGGAGGAGCUGACUCCCAUCAGGCCCGUGGGGAAGUUCCUGUGCGUCAAGCUGGUGGUGUUCGUCUCCUUCUGGCAGGCCGUUUUCAUCGCCUUCCUGGUCAAAGUGGGAGUGAUCUCAGACAAACACACCUGGGACUGGGACAGCGUGGAGGCGGUGGCCACGGGACUGCAGGACUUCAUCAUCUGCAUAGAGAUGUUCCUGGCGGCCAUCGCUCACCACUACACCUUCACAUACAAGCCCUACGUCCAGGAGGCAGAGGAGGGCUCGUGUUUCGACAGCUUCCUGGCCAUGUGGGAUUUCUCCGACAUCAGAGCCGACGUCACCGAGCAGGUUCGCCACGCCGGUCGCACGUUUCUGGGUCGUCCCAACAAGAUGUAUUUCGGCGCUGUGGCUCGACCGGAACACACCGAGCACACCGGGCUGCUCAACGCCACCUCGCAGGACCCGCUCGCCGCCGCCGCCGCCUCCGUGCCCUCCUCGCCUUCGGCCAGCGGGCGCUACCAGGGGCUCGGCCACACCCCCGCCCCCCACUCCAUCUCUGCCCCCGCCGGCUUCACCUCGCCGUCCUGGGAGGACGACGGCGGCGGCGGCGAGCCGUGACGGCCAGAGGAAGACCUGAAACCACGUCAAAGCCAUGAUGAGCCGACACUUCGCCGCAAUCUAAAGACACUCAGAU
Salarias fasciatus (jewelled blenny) is the source of this 1559-nucleotide messenger RNA. RefSeq names its product transmembrane protein 184C-like. Lineage: Eukaryota; Metazoa; Chordata; Actinopteri; Blenniiformes; Blenniidae. The coding region runs from base 182 to 1483 and encodes 433 amino acids. The transcript has 12 exons. The record is from RefSeq and is a predicted model, not a curated record.